Megalops cyprinoides (Indo-Pacific tarpon) is the source of this 997-nucleotide messenger RNA. RefSeq names its product NADH-cytochrome b5 reductase 3. The record is from RefSeq and is a predicted model, not a curated record. Gene Ontology annotation, molecular function: FAD binding; oxidoreductase activity. The transcript is spliced from 9 exons. The coding region runs from base 82 to 981 and encodes 299 amino acids. Gene Ontology annotation, cellular component: mitochondrion. NCBI's taxonomy places the organism in Eukaryota, Metazoa, Chordata, Actinopteri, Elopiformes, Megalopidae.
UGCGCUUAUCAGCGGGGAGGUACAGUAGAGAUCGAGGAGGAAACUUUGGCGCAAUUCGGCUGAAAAGUUCCCACAUCAAAAAUGUUCGAUUACAUUCGCGGGCUAAUUCGAAGCUGUAUUGACAACAUCCUCAAUAUCAUCUUCAGUCUUUUCUUCUCAAAGAAGAAGCUUCCUAUAACUCUUGAGGACCCCAAUGUCAAGUAUGCCUUGCGGCUUGUGGACAAAGAGAUCAUAAGCCAUGACACCAGGAAGUUCCGUUUUGCCCUGCCCUCUCCAGACCACGUCCUGGGCUUGCCCAUCGGCCAACACAUUUACCUGUCUGCCAAGGUGGAUGGGAACCUGGUGGUCAGGCCCUACACACCUGUGUCCAGUGAUGAUGACAAGGGUUUUGUAGACCUGGUUAUCAAGAUUUACUACAGAAAUGUCAACCCCAAGUUCCCUGAGGGUGGAAAGAUGUCUCAGUACCUGGAGAGCCUUCGCAUCGGAGACACGAUCGACUUCCGCGGGCCGAGCGGGCUGCUUGUUUAUAAGGGCAGGGGAAAGUUUGCCAUCAAGCCAGACAAGAAGUCGGAGCCUGUAAUCAAGACAGCCAAGCACGUGGGCAUGAUAGCGGGGGGAACAGGAAUCACACCAAUGCUGCAGAUUAUAAACGCCGUGAUGAAGGAUCCGCAGGAUGACACCAUGUGUUACCUGCUCUUUGCCAACCAGACAGAGAAGGACAUCCUACUGAGGCCGGAGCUGGAGGAGAUCCAGGCCAAUCACCCAUCCCGCUUCAAGCUGUGGUUCACCCUGGACAGGGUGCCUGACGACUGGCAGUACAGCCAGGGCUUCAUCAAUGAGGACAUGAUCAGAGAACACCUGCCCCCGCCGGCCGACGACACCCUCAUCCUGAUGUGCGGACCCCCUCCCAUGAUUCAGUUCGCCUGUAACCCCAACCUGGACAAAGUGGGCCACAGCAGCAGCAGGAGGUUUACCUUCUAACCCCCCCCCCACCACC